AUGAGCGCCCACACCUUGGUGACGACCGACGACGCCCACACCCUCGAGACGGACUUCGAGGUCCCCGCGCCGCGCAUCAUCAUGCUCACGGGCAGGCCGGGCGUCGGCAAGACGACGAUCGUGCGCGCGGCGCUCGACGCGUGGACCGCAAACGGCCGCGCGGCCGCGGGCUUCCACACGCGCGAGGAGCUCAGGGACGACGGCCGGCGCGCGGGCUUCGAGAUCGUCGCCGCGGACGGCCGCACCGCGUCGCUCGCGCGGCGCGAGGCGCGGGGCGGCAAGAAGAGCCACGUCGGGCGCGUCGGCCAGUUCAAGGUGAACACGGACGCCGUCCGCGACGUCGCCAUGGAUGCCCUGAAAAGCGCCGGCGGCGACCGGCUGCUCGUCCUGGACGAGAUCGGGCGCAUGGAGCUGCUCUGCGAGGGCUUCGACGCCGCGGCGCGAGAUGCGCUCGACGCGUCGCGCGUCGGCGUCGCCACCGUGCCGUCGCGGGCCACGGAGCCCUUCGUCGCCGCCGUCAAGGCGCGCGCGGACGUCCUGCUUUUGGAGGUCACGCGAGAAAACCGCGACGCGCUG
Messenger RNA from Aureococcus anophagefferens, 576 nucleotides. RefSeq lists its product as hypothetical. Lineage: Eukaryota; Pelagophyceae; Pelagomonadales; Pelagomonadaceae. The record is from RefSeq and is a predicted model, not a curated record. Gene Ontology annotation, molecular function: ATP hydrolysis activity. The transcript has a single exon. The annotation marks the transcript as partial.